AUGCAGAACAUGAAGUGUGUCGUCGUCGGCGACGGCGCCGUGGGUAAGACGUGCGUGCUCAUCUCGUACACGACCAACACGUUCCCGGGCGAGUACAUCCCCACGGUCUUCGACAACUACAGCGCCAAUGUGAUGGUGGACAACCGGCCGAUCAACUUGGGGCUCUGGGAUACGGCAGGCCAGGAAGACUACGACCGGCUGCGUCCGCUCAGCUACCCGCAGACGGACGUCUUCCUCAUCUGCUUCUCAGUCGUCAGUCGCGCCUCAUUUGAGAACGUCAAGCUCAAGUGGCUGCCCGAGAUCCGCCACCACGCCCCCGGCGUGCCCUUUAUUCUGGUGGGAACCAAGUCGGAUCUGCGUGACGACGAGGAUACGCUCGAGAAGCUCCGGGAGAAGAAGCUAGCUCCGAUUACGAAGGAAGAUGGUGAGACGCUCAAGACCGAGCUGGGCGCGUACAAAUACAUGGAGUGCUCUGCGCUGACGCAGAAGGGUCUAAAGUCGGUGUUCGAUGAGGCCAUUCGAUGUGUGAUCACCAACCAGCAGAACCCCAAGGGCAACAAGCGGUCUUGGAAGUGCUCCAUCCUGUAG
Phytophthora sojae is the source of this 588-nucleotide messenger RNA. RefSeq lists its product as hypothetical. Gene Ontology annotation, molecular function: protein kinase binding; GTP binding; GTPase activity. Gene Ontology annotation, biological process: small GTPase-mediated signal transduction; cortical cytoskeleton organization; regulation of cell shape. Gene Ontology annotation, cellular component: cytoskeleton; cytoplasmic vesicle; cell cortex. The record is from RefSeq and is a predicted model, not a curated record. Bases 1 to 588 code for a protein of 195 amino acids. NCBI's taxonomy places the organism in Eukaryota, Oomycota, Peronosporomycetes, Peronosporales, Peronosporaceae. The transcript is spliced from 4 exons.